Messenger RNA from Dioszegia hungarica, 2238 nucleotides. RefSeq lists its product as uncharacterized. The transcript has 7 exons. The record is from RefSeq and is a predicted model, not a curated record. Bases 1 to 2238 code for a protein of 745 amino acids. NCBI's taxonomy places the organism in Eukaryota, Fungi, Basidiomycota, Tremellomycetes, Tremellales, Bulleribasidiaceae.
AUGAAGUUCGGAAAGGAGUUCCAGCAGAUCCUCUCGGACUCGCACUUUCCCGAAGAAUGGAGAUCUUCUGCCAUAGAAUAUGGACAACUCAAAAAGAUCAUCAAGGAUGUCGUAUCCGAGCUGUCCGGAAUGGGAUUGUCGCCGGAUGUCCUCAACAAACUGCUCGUGACCGAGGAGGCACGAGUCACGCCGGCUCAUUCUCCCCAAGGCAGAGCCGAAGUAUCCUCGGCAUUUCAGUCCACUACACCACCCGCGGUUGAAGGCGACAUCCUCGAGUUCGAGUUUGACUCGGACGAGGCGUCUCCGCCCUCCCUGUACCCUACGCCCAUGUCCGCACCGCGGCAGCCCAAGCAGACCCUCGUCGACCCUAUGCUCGAUACGAGCGGCUACUCAGACCUCCAUCCACCCGCUACCUCGCGGUCUAUGGAGGCCGGACCCUCGUCACUUCACCCCUCCCACAACCAGCGGAAAUUCCGGGUCCGGCUGCUCUCGGAGUCCAGGCCGGAAACGCCAGCGGCGAGCAGAGACCCUUCGCCCGGCGGCGAAGCGAGGGCGCGCCCAAUGAGCGUCUCGGGAAUGUUCAAGGACACAGGCGCGGGAGAGCUGGGAGAUGGGGAUCAAUUGAGUGGGUCAUGGGGACGGGAGAGUGUGCUGGACGGGGCCGGGGGAGUGAGGGGCCGGAAAGUGAUCAGGCGGAGCAUGAACGAGGGAACUAGGGUGAAGGCGGAGUAUGUUCUUGGUGGGGAUGCUCAGCACCCACAACCGCAAUUAGUCCUUCAUCUCCCCGCGGCAACACCCCCUCUAUCGCGAGAUACGUCUUCUACACCCUCCAUGUCGAACGGUGUCUCAUCUGAGGAUGACACAGAGGAUGAGGACGAGACGUUGUCUCGCGUAGCGGUACCCAUCCGGAAAUCCACUCUCCUGCUUCAAUCCGCCGCCAACUCGCCAAAUACCAUCCGCGCUGCCCGGUCUCCACUCGAGCCGCCCGAGAUAGACAUUGUCCCGCCAAGUCCAAGUCUCCAGCGAGUACGGACGGCACUGUCACCCAUCUUUGCCCUUGCCAGCGGGGCUAUCGAUAAUGACCUAGGCGAUCUGUCUUUAGGGGAUUCGGCAAUAGAGGAUGAGCCCCUCGAGCUGCCCACUCCCCCUCCUCUCGGUCGCCCCGGCCCCUCUCCGCCCAACGGCGAGCGAGAUAGGGAUAUCAUCAUCCCACUCGCCUCGGACCAGGCAUUCUUCAACCUCCUCACAGCCGCUCUCACCUCCCUAUCCGCCUUCCACGCAGAACAGCAGGAACAAUUCCGCCUAUCUGUCUCCCGUCUCUGCUCUAUGGUAUCCACCUCGAUCCAACCCUCCUCCUCCUCUUCUGGCUCCGGCGCUAGCAUCUCCCCUCUCACGUCCAACGGCACCCGACCAUUCGGCGUCGCCCCCUCACUCGCCAGACCCAACAAGAAGGACCUAUACGCAUGGCGCGAGAUCUUCACGCUGUGGAUCGAAGCGGAGAUCUUUGAGAGCUCUGCUGAGCGGACAAGAGGGGAACGGACGGUCGAGCAGGCGGAAGUGCGGCUGCAGAAGUUUGCGGACGAGGUGAUCAAGCGUGGUUUAGGGGAUCGGCGUACACUGAGGGGAAAGAAGGCAAGAGGGGCAUGGGAGGAGUUCCUGCGGCUGAAUGUGCUGUUGCUGGAUCUGAAGCGGUUCCAGAUGGCCAACAUCAAUGCGGCGAGAAAGAUUCUGAAGAAGCACGACAAGCGGACUGCUCUGACCGCUUCGACUGGAUUCCAAUCCUUCGUCCGCUCUACGUUAUCAGCAGUCGGUACGGACGGCAACAUCACCACCUGGACCUUCUACAAUACCUCACUCCCACAUGUCCUGCUCGCCAGCCUGACUGAUACCCUGCUACCGAUCUUGCCAAGUCUGGACGACUACGCCUGCCUCAUCUGCACCUCAAUAGCCUUCAAGCCCAUCCGCCUGUCGUGCAAGCAUCUCUUCUGCGUACGGUGCUUGGUGAAGAUGCAACGGGCGGGCAAGGCAGAGUGUCCGCUCUGCCGGUCGAGGGUGGUAUUGCUAGCAGACAAGGACUCGUUAGAUGUGCAAGUCAUGAGCUAUAUGAAGGAGUGGUUCCCGAAGGAAGUCAAGAUGAAGCAGAAGGAGAAUGACGAGGAGAUCAAUCGGGAGCUCAUGUCGUACACGCAAGGUGGGGCAGGCGGGGGAUCGGGAGGGAAGGAGUGUGUCAUCAUGUAG